AUGGCAAAAGCCCGUCGCUUCACUCCUUUGUGGGCAGGGGCCCUUACCCUUCUUCACUUCACCCUGUUUGUGUGUGGCUCAGCCUUGCCCUCUUCUUCUGAUGCCCCCCUCAAGGCAGCCUUGGUGACCCUCGUCCAAGAAGAUGAUGUCAGUCCUAUACUCUACAGUAUUCAACAGAUUGAGGACAAGUUCAACAACCGCCACUUGUACGACUGGGUUUUCUUUAGCGUCCAGGAUCUUCCAGAGAGGUUCAAGGAGCUCGCUUCUAACGCUACCAAUGCUACUUGUUUCUUCGAGAUUAUUCCUGAGGAGAACUGGAACAUGCCUGAUUGGACUGAUCACUCCCAACUUUCGGACUCUCACGGAAUCGACUCUGACGGCAACCAAAAGACCUUUAAACCCAUCGCCGACAUCCGCCAAAUGAAGCGAUGGAGCUCCGCUCCUUUUGCUAACGAGCGACGUCUCCGCAACUAUGAAUGGUUCUGGAGAGUAGAGCCAGGCGCUUCUUUGAGCCAAGACAUUCCUUUCGAUGUCUUCCGUUACAUGCGAGACAACGGUAUUGCCUAUGGUUUCAACCGAGCUGUCCUUGGCCAAGCCAACUUGUAUCAACUCUCUCGCGUCAAGUCUUUCAUAGACCAGCACCCAGAGCUCCUUCAUGAAGAGGCUGAUAUCACAUGGCUUAUUGAAAACAGCGCAGGUCUCGCUAUUCAGUCAAGCUCAUCGGAUAAUAGCUGUGAAGGAUCGGAUGAGACGGCUCACGACAGAAAUACCAAGGAUGAAGGGGAGGGAGCAUCUUGGAUUGGUGGGUCCUUUGCGACUUGGCUAAGUGAAGUUUACGGCAGCAGUCUUUAUCCAACGUUUGACAUUGGAUCCCUAGCUUUCUUCCGCAGCCCUCAUCACGCUGCCUUCUUCCACCACCUCGACAGCGCGGGUGACUUUCAGUAUCGCCGGAUCGACGACGUCCCGGUGCACAGCUUGAGCGCGAGUAUGUUCCUGCCUCGGGAGAGUGUCUGGAACUUUGGCACUAAGAAUAUGCAACUUCGCACCCAGCUCACUAUCCAGCCAACCGGAGUUGGAGCUAUUCCAGAUAGUGAUCAACGCAUCGCGGACUAUGAAAUCACUGACUCAGGCAACAGUGUCAAGCACAAGGGUGAUGCUGAAGGGGAAAAGAAAUCGCUUCAUGAAAAUUGGGAGUCAAUGACACCAGACACAAUUGGGCUCACCGCCUCGCGGGUCGAGGCAGCACAAAGAGAAGACAAUGUUUGCUUUUCAGAUGAGAGUGUUUGCGCAUGA
Molecule: messenger RNA, 1293 nt
Organism: Fusarium subglutinans
Lineage: Eukaryota; Fungi; Ascomycota; Sordariomycetes; Hypocreales; Nectriaceae
Product: mannosyltransferase
Exons: 4
Coding region: 1-1293 (430 amino acids)
Biological process (GO): protein N-linked glycosylation; protein O-linked glycosylation; cell wall mannoprotein biosynthetic process
Cellular component (GO): membrane; Golgi apparatus
Molecular function (GO): alpha-1,2-mannosyltransferase activity
Source: RefSeq, a predicted model, not a curated record